Molecule: messenger RNA, 4552 nt
Organism: Mytilus trossulus (common blue mussel)
Lineage: Eukaryota; Metazoa; Mollusca; Bivalvia; Mytilida; Mytilidae
Product: von Willebrand factor D and EGF domain-containing protein-like
Exons: 30
Coding region: 105-4448 (1447 amino acids)
Biological process (GO): anatomical structure development
Cellular component (GO): extracellular region; cell surface
Molecular function (GO): signaling receptor binding
Source: RefSeq, a predicted model, not a curated record
GGCGAUCACCUAACUACAAGGCAAAACCAUCGGAACGUCGGCUGUGCGAUAAUCGAAUCAAGCAUGGAUGGUUUCGAUUUAAAAUUAACGGAUCUGAUGCAGAAAUGCCAACCACAUGCAUUCCGCACGGUUGUGGAACACGUGCCCCUAUUUGGCUCCCUCUACCAGCAGAUGGAUUACCUUCUCCCGGAAAGAAAAUAAGAACGCAAGCAUGCGCAUCGUUUGAGGUUCCAGGAAGGGAAUUAGAAUGUUGUGGAUUAAAAUUUCCAGUAACGGUUAAAAACUGUGGUGAUUUCUUUGCGUAUCGUCUGCGAAGUACAAAAGGAUGUGAUCUUGCUUACUGUACUAAAGUUAUAAAUGUGGUUUGUGAAGUUGGACAAGUUUAUGUGCUUCAUUUGCAAAAAUGUGUUGAUGUUGUUGUUGAGAUUUCUAAACCAAAGUUACAUGUGAAAAAAUAUCCAGAUAGGGUGUCAGUUGUGUGUUUAUUUGAUGUGAAUAACAUCACUGUAUCACAACAUAAGCCAACAUUCUCUGUGACUUGGAUCAGGAUCAGGAAUGGUGUAUCUACAGUUAUUAAGUUCAAAUUCCUGUCAGACACAAGGGACCAAGUGGUUCUGGGGAAAGAUGUUCUCACAGGUGACUCGGUUGCAUGUGAAGUUAUGCCAGUCCAUCAGAAACAAAGCAAAUCUUCAGAGUUAUUGUUCCUGGGAAUACAGGUGAUGGAGAGGAAUAUAGUUUUACAAGAGAAUGGACAACCAGAGACAUUAACGUUUGUGUCCACGGUACCAUUAACAUGUGAAACAGAGAGGUGUAAACUAGACAUGGUGUUAACAGUCAAAUAUCCAAGAGGGAACACACUGUCCAAUGUUUUACUAUCCCGUUGUCUCCUAGAGUUCCGACCUAAUGACAGAUGUCAAGGUAUUGGAUGCAUCACACAACAGGUCAAGGUUGCAAUGACCCCUAACCUUUACACAUUAAAUGUCAAGGACAUUCAUAUUUCUGGUUAUCUGUAUGUGGAUGAACAGGUCAUGUGGAAUCAAGACACUGUACAAGCAAAGAUAAAAGUGAUAGAUCUGCCAUCAGCUUCCUGUUACAUGACAGCUGGUGUAUUUAUUUUGUCAUUCCAGAACAAUAUGUCUAAAUUAUCUAGAAGAGGAACAUACAUACUUCUGAAGAGCAGAAAUAACGAGUUUGAGAUCCAGAUAAGAGUGACCAGUUGCCAAGAUGAAAAUUUACUUUGUGUUUGUGGUGCUGCCAUCUAUUACAAGGAGACCAGACUGAUCAUUGACAGAUGUAGGUCAACUAAUAAGGAAGGGGAUAUAUUUAUACAAUAUCGCCCUGCCAUGAGGGCUAAUAUGAAGAUAUUUGAAGGACGACAUGGGAAAUUGAUAUAUAUUGUUUUGGACAAUAAAGCUCAGGUACGAAUUGACCUUCGACACCAAAGUAUGACCUUGACCGUACAGUCGUCAGGAUAUUUUACGGACAGGAUGGAUGGGUUGUGUGGUACGAUUGGUAAUAAUACAUGGUACCAUAGUAACGAUGUACAGACAAGUCAGCCUCUUGUUGAUUGGAGGUUACUUCCAGGUCUUAGUUUGUUUGCGAAUUAUGAACUCUUAUUGAUGAACUUGACCCCUCAGAUGCCAGAAUGUGAUUGUUCGAUGUCUUCAUAUGAGACUUCCUGUCCAAAAUCAUCUGCUGCAAAACCACAGUUUUUAUUUUAUCUGAAAGAGACCACAUUCUAUUGGAUAAACAAAACUCAAGGAACCAAUCAAAUACCAGAUUACAUGUUUGAAGGAGAUUUUGAUGAUGAAGAAAUUGAAACUAAACAGCCUGUUAAGGAUGGGCAGCUUGCAAAUGACAGUUGUAAAAAUAUGUUUAUGACCUCAGGGAUUGCCAAAACUUGCUUAAAUAAAAUUAGAAUUGAUAUUGAUACAGUGAUGAAUAUCUGUGUUGCCUUGGCAACCUCCUAUCAAAAUUCAACAUGGAUGCCUGAGGUUUUACGUCUGUUAGAAAAUUUAUGUGAAACUCAAUUGAAUAAAAAAACGAAUUCAACUGAUUUGGGUGAACUUGCUGAUGUGAAUAUUGAGGACAUCCGCCAAGCAAUUCUUUGUCCUGAAGGUUGCUAUGGAAAUGGCAUUUGUGUAGAAAAUGGAUGUUUGUGUUACCAAGGAUUCUCGGGUAUAGAAUGUCUAACCAAAGCAGAGGUCACAACAACUACAAGUUCUACUACCAUGCCAACGACCUCCAGCACAACGACCCCAACAACUACAACAACAAGCACAACUUUAGCACCAACAACUGUAACCAAGACAACAACAGCUCCACCUACUGUAAUGAUGACAACAACUCAAUCAACAACCACUACAACAACAACAGCAGCUGCAUCAACAACAAAAAUGACAACAACUGAAGUUCUUGUCUCCAUGGUUACCUGUGACAAACGAUCUUCACAUUGUAGUACAGUUCAUGUUGAUUUGUUACGGUCUGGUGAAUUUGUAACAAAAUGUAAUGUGACUCUCAUGCAGUUCACACAAUAUGGCUGGGAACCAGUUGGUGAUGUUUACACAACUUUACUUCGCUAUGUAGACAGUACAACGGUAGAAUGUAUGUUACCAAUGGUUACCAGGGGUGAUGACUUUGUCAAUGUGUAUAAAGUUCAGAUACCAAAAGGUGACAAUAUGGUUUUGAGGACACAGAUAGUUGCUGUUCUUGACAGUCUUUGUCAGAUGUGUGAUAUCUAUGGAGGCUGUACGCUGAGAACUGGUACCUGUUUCAUAGACAAAAGAUGUUACAGAGAUAAAGAUACCAGUCCAAGGAAUAUCUGUCUACAGUGCCUGACAAGUAACAGUAAAAACACAUGGUCUUCUAGAACAGACAAUUUUUCUCCAUUAUUGGAGCAGGACCAGUCCACUAUUUCAGUCAUUAAUGGAGACACAGUAAAGACUAAUAUCACAGCCAGAGAUCCAGAGAACAUGGAUAUCUACUAUGGUAGUAAUGGAGAGGGCGCUAUGGUCAGUACAUCAGGAGAAUUCACAUGGCAUGUCCAGUUAUCUGAGCCAACCAAGAGGGAUGGACGAUAUAAUUUUGUGAUAAAUGUUACCGACAGUUGUGGGGCAUCUAGUACUUUUGUUUUAACAGUACUUGUAAAACAGUGUACCUGUCAAAAUGGUGGACUUUGUGAGAAUCAAGUUGUGACUAAUAAUAGAACAGAUUAUAACUGUAGUUGUUCAUCGUCUUUCACAGGGAAAUUGUGUGAGACCAAAGUAAAUGGUUGCCAUAGUGACCCAUGUUUCCCUGGAGUCCAAUGUACAGAGACUUCUGAAUCUUAUGCAUGUGGUGGUUGUCUUGAUGGUUACCAAGGCGAUGGAGUAAAUUGUAGAAAGACUUGUGCCUCACAACCAUGUUUCCCUGGUGUAAUGUGUAAAGACCUGAACAGUCCUUAUCAAGGCUUUGUCUGUGGUGCUUGUCCAAAAUAUUAUUAUGGUAAUGGUGAAAAGUGUUAUAGAAAUGAUGAGAAAGCUUGUCAAGAAACAAUGUGCUCAGACCUUGUAAGUUGUGAGGAGAGUUUGGAUUAUCCUGGAUAUCACUGUGGUAACUGUCCCUAUGGUUACAUAGGCAAUGGUACUAUGUGUCAAGCAUUCUGUUUCCCUCCAUGUAAAGAGGGGAAGAUUUGCACUCAGCCAGGUGUUUGUGAAUGUCGUCAUGGUUACCAAGGACCAGGAUGUAGUCAAGCAAUAUGUAGAAUCCAGUGUCAGAAUAGGGGCUUCUGUUACCAACCAGACAAGUGUUUUUGUCCCCCUGGAUACACAGGCCAGUAUUGUGAAACAGAGUUAUGUCCGCUUGGAUGUGCUAAUGGUGGAUCCUGUCUUGGUAAAAACUUGUGUGCCUGUUUAUCUGGCUACAGAGGUCAUAGAUGUGAAAUAGAAUCUUGUUCUAUCACGUGUCUGAAUGGUGGAACUUGUGUUGGAUUUAACCGAUGUCGGUGUACGGAACAGUUCAAAGGAGUCUUUUGUGAACAAGCUGUGUGUGAACCAGAUUGUAUUAAUGGAGCAUUCUGUUAUCCUUCUUGUGAAAAUGGUGGUUACUGUACAGCAGGGAACCAGUGUCAGUGUCGCCCAGGGUUUGCAGGAUUACAAUGUCAGUUAAAAUAUUGCUUGAAAAAUAUGUGUCAGAAUGGUGGGAGAUGUGUUGGACCUGGAGCAUGUGUUUGCAGGGCAGGAUGGGAAGGCAAAUAUUGCAGACGACCUACAUGUCAUCUUGGUUGUCAAAAUGGUGGUUAUUGUUAUUUACCUAAUAGAUGUCGCUGUCCACCGGAGUACUGGGGACCAUUUUGUCAAUUUCCCUCAUGUUACCCUCCGUGUGGAUAUGGCAGUCUGUGUACCUCAACAAACUAUUGCACAUGUCGUAAAUAUUAUACAGGAAAAUAUUGUAGAAGACGCAAAAGAUGAAAGAAGUGACCUUAUUACCAAGAAUUUCAAAACAUUCCAGAUUCUACAUUAUGCGAGGCAUGAAAAAUAUGUGUCAGAUUUUUACUUUAAGUGACAGACAGAAC